UAAUCUGUAUAAAUAGGCCAGUCGGGAGUGCAGUUCUAUGUCAAAUCGUUGCAAACCAUCGACAAAACAAAAUGUUCAAGCUGUGCGUCUUCGUUGCUCUCCUUAGCCUGGCUGCUGCUGCCCCAGCUCCUGCUCCUGUGCCCGCUCCUGCUCCUGGACUAAUUGGCCCUGGACUGGUGGCACCUGGACUCUGGGGACCCACCGUCGUGGCCGGACCUCAUCUGCUCGCUCCCCAGGUUGUGAGCGUGGUGCCCGGAGCCAUUUCCCAUGCCGCCAUCACCCAGGUGCAUCCUUCCCCGCUGCUGGUCAAGAGCAUCCACGGCCUGGGACCCGUUGUGAUCGGUUAAUCCUUCUGCUGGAUCCAGCCACCCAUAAUAUCUCACCCAAAACGCCAGCCAUCCAGCUCCUGUUCAACUUUAGCCAUUUCCCUGCGGAUUACUUCAAUCACGCAUCCUGUGCCCUGUUUAUAAAGCAAGCAAGUCCAGCAAUGAGAAGAAAAAAUCACAAAAAAAUGUUUAGACACUAAAAUACAUUCCAAGCAAUAAAUUACCUACCAUACUUGUUAUAGCGAGCGUAAAA
Molecule: messenger RNA, 579 nt
Organism: Drosophila rhopaloa
Lineage: Eukaryota; Metazoa; Arthropoda; Insecta; Diptera; Drosophilidae
Gene: Nplp3
Product: neuropeptide-like 3
Exons: 2
Coding region: 72-347 (91 amino acids)
Source: RefSeq, a predicted model, not a curated record